This is a messenger RNA of Capronia coronata CBS 617.96, 1137 nucleotides long. Its product is annotated as gluconate 5-dehydrogenase. The record is from RefSeq and is a predicted model, not a curated record. Lineage: Eukaryota; Fungi; Ascomycota; Eurotiomycetes; Chaetothyriales; Herpotrichiellaceae. The coding region runs from base 1 to 1137 and encodes 378 amino acids. The transcript has 3 exons. Gene Ontology annotation, cellular component: intracellular anatomical structure. Gene Ontology annotation, molecular function: oxidoreductase activity, acting on NAD(P)H, oxygen as acceptor.
AUGAACGCAUCUUCAGCACUCCGCCUGCUCCGGCACACCUCCAGCCGCCUGGCCUCUCGCCCUGCGGCGGUGACAGCCACGACUCCGCUGGUCAAAGCCGGCGCGAGACCCCUGAGCACCAUCUCCGCUCAGCAGAUCGCCCACACUCAGCGGAAAAAGAACAGCUCAGACCCGUAUCACAAAUCCAGCACGGAGGCGGUCGGCGAAUCCGCCGGCCCACACGAAGGCUCGGCCUCGCGUACCGACAAAGACAUUGUUGUCGAGUACCCCGACGAUGAGGCCGAGCUGGCUGCUCACGAACAACCCCUGAGAGGCAGAGGAGGGGUGCACUUUGUGCGGACCUUGCCGACCUUCUCGCUUGAGGGCCGCACUGCCGUUGUGACUGGUGGUGCUCGUGGCCUUGGUCUGGUCAUGGGCCAGGCUCUGGUCAGCUCCGGCUCCGACCUGGCUAUUGUGGACUUGAACAAGGAGGAAGGUGAGAAACAAGCCAAAGAGCUCGUCGAGAUGUUCCGUCGCGAGAACCCACAUGACCCGGAAGUCAUCCCCAAGAUCACCGCGCACUACUGCGACGUAUCCGAUCCCGACAGCGUCAAUGCUUGCAUCAAGGAGGUUCUGGAGGCGCAUGGCAAGAUCGACCACCUGGUCACCUCGGCCGGCUUCACCGAGAACUUCUCCGCAGAGACUUAUCCCUACGAUCGCAUGAAGAAACUGUGGGGCGUCGACGUCGAUGGAACCUAUUUGUUCGCGACUGGUGUCGCACGGCACUUGAUGGAGAGAAACAUCACUCACGGCAGCAUGGCCUUCAUUGGCAGCAUGUCCGGUUCCAUUGUCAAUGUGCCCCAACCCCAGGCGCCCUACAAUGCGGCUAAAGCGGCCGUCCGGCAUCUGGCUGCCAGUUUGGCUGUGGAAUGGGCACAUGCCCAUAUCAGAGUCAACUGUAUCAGUCCAGGAUAUAUGUUGACAGCAUUGACCCGCAAAAUCCUUGACGAGAAGCCAGAGCUUAACAAGACCUGGACAUCCUUGAUUCCUGUUGGAAAGAUGGGAUCGCCCGAGGACUUGCAGGGCGCUGUGGUUUACCUACUUAGCGACGCGAGUCGCUAUGUGACGGGCGCCGAAUUGCGUGUUGAUGGAGGGUAA